AUGUUAAUUAUUAAGCCCAUCUUGCCCGUCUUUUCACCGCGGUCUGCUUUGAUCUAUCUAGAUCUACCUGUGGGUAAUGGGUUUAGUAAGCCAUGUCAAAUAAAUAAGCUUUGUCUUCUGUUCUACGUGCAGUUGGACAAUGUGGACGAGCAGGCGGCGCAGAUCCGCAGAGAGCUGGACGGGCGACUGCAGCUGGCCGAGAAAAUAGCCAGAGAGAGGAAGUUUCCAAAGUUUAUUUCCAAAGACAUGGAGAUGAUGUACAUGGAGGAGCUCAGGUCGUCCGUUAACCUGCUGAUGGCGAACCUGGAGAGCCAACCUGUGGCCAAAGACUUCAAGCCCAAAAUCAAGGCCAAACUCACACCCAUGAACAGCUUCCUGGACAUCGGCGAUGAGAACGACAUGCCUCUCUCCAAAUCGGACGUAGUGCUGUCGUUUUCUUUGGAGAUUGUGAUCAUUGAGGUGCAGGGGCUGAAAUCGGUUGCUCCUAAUCGGAUUGUGUACUGCACUAUGGAGGUGGAGGGAGGAGAGAAGCUCCAGACGGAUCAAGCCGAGGCCUCCAGACCACAGUGA
Molecule: messenger RNA, 570 nt
Organism: Sinocyclocheilus grahami
Lineage: Eukaryota; Metazoa; Chordata; Actinopteri; Cypriniformes; Cyprinidae
Product: calcium-dependent secretion activator 2-like
Exons: 3
Coding region: 1-570 (189 amino acids)
Biological process (GO): dense core granule exocytosis; synaptic vesicle exocytosis; positive regulation of exocytosis
Cellular component (GO): glutamatergic synapse
Source: RefSeq, a predicted model, not a curated record